This is a messenger RNA of Pecten maximus, 2187 nucleotides long. RefSeq names its product PC-esterase domain-containing protein 1A-like. The record is from RefSeq and is a predicted model, not a curated record. The transcript is spliced from 5 exons. Bases 261 to 1571 code for a protein of 436 amino acids. Lineage: Eukaryota; Metazoa; Mollusca; Bivalvia; Pectinida; Pectinidae.
UCCAGUGAAUGGGAGGAGCUAUAAACACUGGCAUGUGGGAAUGGGAGGGACUAUAAACACUGGACACUGGGAGUGGGCAGGGCUUGCUAAACACAGAGAAUUGAAGGGAGGGAGAAGUGUCCAUACAGCUGAACAGGUGUAUAUCCUCCAUCACCCAGACCUCUUGGACUAAAUAUUUUACUGUAUAUAACAUGGACUGUAAGCAUCACUCAGCACCUCAAUAAGUCAUACAUGUUGCAAAUGAAACCUACUCAGAAGAGAUGGUUAUCAUGUCAGAUAUAUUUCUCCAAGAAGACAUCAACCAUAUCCUAUGUAACAAGUUUGUAGUGAUCAUUGGGGACUCUAUUCAGAGAGCAAUAUACAAAGAUCUUGUGCUUCUGCUGCAAAGGAACAGAUACCUGAGUGAUGCCCAAUUGAGGUCAAAGGGCGAGUUUUCCUUUGUGAAUGAUGAGUUGAUAGAGGGCGGAAAGAAGGCCAAAAUGUGCAAUGGAAAAGGUUACAGGGAGGUUCGACAGUAUCAGUCGGACUACAAUCUGGUGCGUUUCUACUUUGUGACUCGAUGUUACAACACCUACAUUGAGUCUGUCCUGGCUGACCUUUCCUGUGACCCCAAGCCUGACCUUGUCAUCAUGAAUUCCUGCCUCUGGGACAUAAGUCGGUACGGAGCAUCAGCAGUUGACCAGUACAAGAAGAACCUAGAGCGUCUUUUCACCAGGUUCGAGGAAACUUUCCCUAAAGAGUGCAUGGUAAUAUGGAACACCACUCUGCCGAUCUCAAAAAAUGCCAAGGGUGGCUUUCUUGUACCUGAGGUGGAGUUCAUGAACAGUACUCUGAGGCUGGACAUCCUUGAAGCCAACUUCUACGCUAGACAGAUUGCUGUUGCACAUAACCUUGAUGUCCUAGAUCUACACUACUUCCUGCGACACCAACUGCACCGUCGUGCUGAUGAUGGCAUUCAUUGGGACAUGACUGCUCACCGCCGCAUGACAAACCUCAUUAUGACACACGUGUGUGAAGCUUGGCGAGAACAGCUCCCAGGCAGAGUGGACCGCAAUAGGAAUGAAACCAAGCAGAUGUCCAGGAAUGUUGAGAGAGAGGAUCGUAUAGAUCAUGGACGCUACAGCGAUCCAAGAAAUGACAAUAGUAGAAAUGGUCAUAGGGAGGAAAACUUACGUCCCAAUGACAAUAGUGUCCGAGAGGACCGAUGGAAUGGCAACUUCACAAAUUUCACCAUCACCAGGAACAAUAAUGCAAAGAAUACAACUUAUCAAGAGUAUCUGGAUGAAACUAGUAACAAUCACAACAACUACACUGAUGCACGGGUCAUCUACGAUCCCAAUGCCAGGUCCAACAUGGCUGCCGUUCAAAACAGACCUGUACCAUGCAGUCCCGCAAGUGUUCUACAGGCAUUCAAACAAAUGUCAUCUGGUGAAUACCAAUGGCAGCCUUACCAACAGAAUGCUAUCCAACCGCUGAGUAGAAGUUAUCCACACUACAGACAGACCCAGCGAGAAAACCCUUAUAAUAGUCGCUCAGUUAAGGUUGGCCAUAGCUGGUCUUCACAGUGGUAGGACAAUGAGAUUUUCACUUAGAUUACUGUUGUUGGGGCAGUUCUUGGCUCAAGUUCUGUUUUAUAAUAUGUAUGGGUAGUUAUUACAACUUGUUUUAGGUUAAAAUUUGUUUCAUUCAGUAAACUGUUGCUUGUAUUGCUUCACAUUUGUUGCCAAAUUCUAUAAGGAACCUUUCAUUUUUUAUUCAUUUGUGAAUCAAUAGAAAGUCAACUUUAAUAUCAUCUCUCUGUGAAAAUGUAAAUAAAUAUGACUAACCUUUUGAAAAAUAUGACCUUAUAUUUGAUGCCAUGCAUUAGAUUAUUUCUAAGUCAUUUUUCUCUUGUUUUGUUCAUAGUUUGCCAUAUUUCAUUACCGUACUCGGCCAGCAAUAAGCUCCCCCCAACCCUAGUAAGAAUUAAGGGGAGGGGGCUUCCUACCAACUUGAGGCCUGGUUCAUACAUACUUGUGUUUUUGGCAGAUGGAGGAGCAGGGACUUAAUGUCGGUCGAGUACUCUACUGUCAUUUUGAUACAUAGAUUUGUUGUGUGGUACAUUUAUGUGUUGUGUGAAAUGUUGUAUGAUACAUUGAUGUGUUGUGUGACAAUGUUGUAUGAUACGUUUAUGUGUUGUGUGACAAU